Messenger RNA from Colletotrichum siamense, 3024 nucleotides. RefSeq lists its product as uncharacterized. The record is from RefSeq and is a predicted model, not a curated record. Lineage: Eukaryota; Fungi; Ascomycota; Sordariomycetes; Glomerellales; Glomerellaceae. The transcript has 3 exons. The coding region runs from base 1 to 3024 and encodes 1007 amino acids.
AUGAUUCUCAAGCCAUCACUUGUUAUCUUGCUGGCAGCGGGUGCCUUCGGAUUCCCCGCUGUUGGCAAAGAGUACUCCAACUCAUCGUAUCCAACGUCCCCCUGCGUCAAAUGCGUCCUACCUGAGCCCCCAGUGACCCCUCCGUGCCCCACAGGAGAUGCUGGACCGAAUCGGUUCGGGCUUUCAGGCCAGCAGACAGCCACCUUCGCGGAGAAUGGGCCGAUUGCCACCUUGUCGCCCAAUGUUCACUGGUCUUGCGAUACCGCACCGGCUUCGAACGUCAUCCCCAUCCCGGCCAAUGAGGACCCAUCAAAGCCUGGCGGUUUUGCAUUCAUGACGUAUUGGUUCUCGGCCCCAUCAGUGAACCUCGACCACUGUGAUCAUGUGGCGUCGAUGGACUACACAGCCGGGGCUCUUACAAUUGUUUUCGCUUCGGAAGAGGCUUACAGACACGCCGUGGAUACCUGGGCCACCGACGGUGGCUUGAUCCUGCUAGCUUUCAUCAAAGGCUGCGGAGACCAUUCGAAGGGUGAGAGAUGCUACUUCGUGGUGUCCGAGUUGGACUUUGGUCCUCCUGGCUACGUUGUCAGAGCCAAUGGCAAAUCCCGUCACCCCGACGAGAUCGCCACAUCCGGGUCGGCUACAUGGGGUCAUUGGUCACCAAGGAAAGGAGAGCCAGGGAUCCAACGCACUGGCUCAGGAAGCGGUUCAGGUUCUGGGUCGGCCUUCACUUGGUCUCCUCAGCCAACAGUAUCACCGGGAUCCGGCUCCGGGUCCGGAGGACAACCUGGAUCAAACACCCCUGGAGCCUCCGCAGCGGCGCCUCCAGUUGCGAAUCCAUCUGGGAUCACCACUGCCAAUCUUUCUUCCACGCGAUCUUGCGCAGGACCGCUGGAUACAAAGUACGGCCUUCCCACGGCUUGCUUAGGAGAGUUCUUUGACGAAUAUCUGGAUGAUUCUCUUGGGUACACGGAUCUCAGCCAAGAUGAUCAUCGAUAUAUCCUUGGUUACGCGCCUGACUUUCCGAAUGAAGUCCUUCCGCCUGACUUUGACUUUGAUGUAGAUGGGGAGGGCUUUUUCAGAAAGCGUCACAACCAGCAUCGCAAGCGGCAGGCGGGACUCAUCAAAGCGGCCGCUAACAUCGCCAAGAAAGCCUAUCAGACUGUUCAAUUUGCCACAACACUCUCUGGGACUAUCAACAGAGAGUUCGUCUGGAAGCUCCCGGAUCCACUAUCUGGGAAUGCUGACGCCAAGAGGGUUCAAGAGAGGGAAGCCAAGCAGAUGAGGUCGCCUUGGGGUGAUGCCGUUCUCCUCAGAAGAUUCAGUAGCAGCGUCAGGGGUAACGGAGGGAGCGCCAAAGAGUUUAUGGACGUCUACUGCGUCGGUUGCGGUGUCACAGGCAACGCAAAGGUCGCUGGUUCAGCCAAAUGGACUCCUGGCGAGGGCAUCGUCGAAGGCCAGGUCGAGAUCCGUACAGAUGUGAUGUUCGUUCUCAAGGUCGGCAUCGAUGCUGGGAUUGUUCUCAAGCAGAACUUCAAAGCAGAGCUAUUCAGCCUCGGCCUGCCCGGCCUUUCAUUUGGAGUUGUGUCUAUUGGACCUCGUAUUACAGUGGGCACGAGCGUCACCCUCGAAGCGGCUGCCAAGGGGAGGCUUCUUGCAGGUGCCGAAAUGGGUCUGGAAGAUGCUCGCGUUGUUCUUGACUUUGUCAACGACAGCAAAGCCACCGACAGAGGCUGGGAGCCUUACUUCAAGCCAGUGUUUGAGGCCGACGGCAGCUUGAUGGUCUCUUCAACUCUCGGACUGCCAAUCGGCAUCAAGUGCGGAAUCAAAGUCAGCACCUUUUCGAGGGACGUGGGGGUCAUCUCCGAACCAUCUAUCAAGGGCGUUGCUCAAGUGGCAGCGUCUAUCGGAAACUCCGCUGGGGUGCUCGAGGGCGGUUUCACCUCAACAGAUGGAUGCCCCGGCAUCGCAGGACAGAUUACCUGGCGACACAAACUAUACGCCGAGAUCCCCGGCCGCAAGCCCAUUCCUCUAUUGGACACCAAGGACAGACCUUUGGCGCGAACCUGUCUUCCGCUGGUUGCCUCAGCUUCGUCAACGGCAAGGGCUUCGAUUUCUCGUCGAGCACCUCAGGACCUCCCAGUACCUACCGCUGAUACCGCAACCGAUUCACCCCCUGUCCUAGGAGGCCCUCCCAUCCCGACCGAUCCAGUCUCCUCUUUACUAGACCCAGUCCCAUCUCCGGUUAACCCACCUGCGCCCACGGUUGAUUCUCCCGCUCCUACGGUUGAUACUGCUCCUGCUCCCGUACAGCCGACGGAGUCCUCUGUCGACUCGGUCGUUCCCUCCGCAGACUCCCCCUCUCAGACCAUCCCAUCCACUCCUGAUGCGACAAGUAGCGAUCUUCAACCGACUGGCGACGUCGUUGACGAGACGACCAGCGUAGCGGGCUCAACGGACCUUGACUACACCUCUCAGCCCGUCGGCACAAAUCCCUACAUGGAUGACACUGGCCGCGAAUUCGGUAUCAUUACUGACUCGUCGAACUCGUCAAUGAUUAUCUCCUGCAGUAACGGCAACAUGUAUCCUGUCAGCAUCGGCAGCCCAGAGAAUGCGGUCUGCUCAGAGCUGUGGGCUGCUGCACAGGACGUGCUCAUCUAUGAUGGAGCCGAGCGUCUCAUGCACUACUACACCAACACGAUGUCAGUACUUGGUGUUUCCCGGCUUCGAGUCGGGCCCGAGUUUGUGGCUCCCGCAGGCGCUGCCGUGGUCACGUGGGCGGUGUACACUGCCCCGGAUGGAACCAACGAUUCCUACUACGUGGCUGUCGACUCCCAUGAUGGCCUCUUCUAUCCCAUCAUCUGUGAUUACUCAGAUGGAACUGCUUCCAGAGUAUUUUUAGCCAAGGAUCCAGUGGCAGGUGUCACUUUGUUGGAAAGCGCAGAUGUGAUGUACUCAGUCACAGGAGGCCAGGUCUCGACCUGCCAGACGGUGGCGUUGGGCCUAAGGACCAGACAAGGGUAG